Molecule: messenger RNA, 3378 nt
Organism: Xenopus tropicalis (tropical clawed frog)
Lineage: Eukaryota; Metazoa; Chordata; Amphibia; Anura; Pipidae
Gene: vil1
Product: villin 1
Exons: 21
Coding region: 306-2780 (824 amino acids)
Biological process (GO): cytoskeleton organization
Cellular component (GO): ruffle; cytoskeleton; microvillus
Molecular function (GO): actin binding; actin filament binding
Source: RefSeq, a predicted model, not a curated record
CUGCAGAACCUCUUGGUAUCUCCGGUCGUGCCGGACCUUUGUACGUAUGUGGAUCCCAGCACCUCAGAGAAGAUGCAGUAGCCAAGUACCUGGGGCAGCUGGGGCGUUUGGCCUUAUAUGGAAGGAGCAGCUCGUACGGUGAGCGGAGACAGGCACGGGACAAAGGUCAGUGCUCCUCGCCAGGUGAGACGCUGUGCAGGUACAGGUGAGCUCUGCAGCUCUGCACUCGCACCCUGAGCACCCACAGCCGGCUGCACCCUCACACACAGAUCUCCAGCUGCCAACCGGCCCCUACACCCCCCAACAUGCCUGAACUCACUGAAAAAGUCAAGAAGACACUGAAUAAAACUACCCCGGGGCUGCAGAUAUGGAGGGUGGAGAGUAUGAAUUUGGUUCCUGUGCCAGAGAACAGCUAUGGGAACUUUUUCGACGGCGACUGCUAUGUCCUCCUUAUGACCCAUAAAACUGGCAACAACUUCACCUAUGACAUCCACUUCUGGGUGGGAAACGACUCAUCAAUGGAUGAACAAGGAGCAGCUGCCAUUUAUACUAUACAGAUGGACGAUCAUCUUGGCGGGGCGGCCAUCCAGCACCGGGAAGUUCAAGGCCACGAGAGCGAUACCUUCAAAGGCUACUUCAAACAUGGAAUAAUUUAUAAAAGUGGUGGAGUGGCCUCUGGAAUGAACCACGUGGAGACCAACACAUACAAUGUAAAACGCCUUCUACACUGCAAGGGAAAGAAAAACGUCUUGGCUGGAGAGGUGCCAGUGGAGUGGAGCAGCUUCAAUGUAGGGGAUGUCUUCCUGCUGGAUCUGGGGAAACUCAUCAUCCAAUGGAACGGACCAGAAAGCAACAAACAGGAGAGACUGAGGGGCAUGACCUUGGCAAAAGAUAUCCGUGAUCGGGAACGCGGUGGCCGGUCUUAUGUCGGCGUGGUGGAGGGUGACAAUGAGGAACAGUCUCCUCAACUAAUGGCCAUUAUGACAUAUGUACUGGGAGAAAGAAAGGAGAUUAGAGGUGCCAUCCCUGACGAAGUGGUGGAUCAGGUGGCCAAAACUUCCAUUAAGUUGUUUCAAGUAUCGGACAACAGUGGCAACUUGAUGGUACAAGAAGUGGCCACCCAACCUCUUACCCAAGAUCUGCUGAAACACGAUGACUGCUACAUCUUGGAUCAGGCUGGCUCAAAGAUCUUUGUCUGGAAGGGAAAGAAUGCCUCUAAGGAAGAGAAACAGCAGGCCAUGACCCGGGCUUUGAACUUUAUCAGAGCCAAGAAUUACCCCGCGUCCACUAAUGUUGAGGUGGAGAAUGAUGGGUCGGAAUCUGCUGUGUUUAAGCAGCUCUUCCAGAAAUGGACCACAAAGGAUCAAACCACCGGGCUCGGAAAGACGAGUACUGUUGGUAAAGUGGCCAAAGUGGAACAGGUGAAGUUCGAUGUGAACUCAAUGCACGCUAAGCCUGAGGUCGCCGCGCAGCAGAAGAUGGUAGAUGAUGGAACUGGAGAGACAGAGGUCUGGAGAAUAGAGAACUUGGAACGGGUUUCAGUGGACAAGCAAUACCUGGGCCAUUUCUACGGUGGAGACUGCUACCUGAUUCUGUACAAAUAUUUGGUUAACAACAAAUACCAUUACAUAGUCUACAUGUGGCAGGGCCGCCAUGCAAGCCAAGAUGAGAUCACUGCCUCCGCUUACCAGUCUGUGAUAUUGGACCAAGAGUACGGAGGGCAACCAGUCCAAGUUCGGGUGCCCAUGGGCAAAGAACCUGCACACCUCAUGGCAAUCUUUAAGGGAAAAAUGGUGGUCUACGAGGGUGGUACCUCCCGGGCGGACAGCUCAGAGAUCCCAGCAGACAUCAGACUCUUCCAAGUACAUGGGGCCAAUGAAUACAGCACCAAGGCCUUUGAAGUACCUGUCCGAGCCUCCUCUCUCAACUCUAAUGAUGUGUUUGUGCUGAAGACUAAAGGGACCUGCUACCUCUGGUGUGGAAAAGGCUGUAGCGGAGAUGAGAGAGCCAUGGCCAAGAACGUGGCGGAUAUUAUCUCUAAAGGGGAGAAAGUAGUGAUAGCCGAGGGCCAGGAACCAUCAGACUUCUGGUUGGCUCUAGGUGGGAAGUCUCAGUAUGCUAACAAUAAAAGAUUGCAGGAGGAAACUCUGGACAUUACCCCACGGCUCUUUGAGUGCUCCAACAAGACCGGAAAAUUUGUUGCAACGGAGAUUUCAGAUUUCAACCAAGAUGACCUGGAUGAAGAUGAUGUUUUCCUGCUCGAUGCAUGGGAUCAGAUUUUCAUGUGGAUUGGGAAAAAUUCUAACGAGACAGAGAAGAAGGAAGCCGCCAUGACGGCACAGGAGUAUUUAAAGACUCAUCCCGGCGGCAGGGACAUCAACACCCCAAUUAUUGUGGUGAAACAAGAUUACGAGCCUCCUACCUUCACCGGUUGGUUCUUGGCUUGGGAUCCAUUCAAGUGGGAGAACAUGAAGUCUUACAAUGAUCUGAAGUCGGAACUGGGAGAUGCCAGCACUUUCGAGCAGAUUUCCUUGGAAAUGACAACACAGCAAUUUACCGCUCAGACCCAGAUCAGCUCUCCAUCUUUCCAAACGUACCCAGCGGAGAUGAUAGUGAACAAAAGCCCAGAUGAGCUGCCCGCAGGUGUCGAUCCCUCUAGGAAAGAGGAGUACCUGUCUACUGAUGAGUUCAGAACAAUAUUUGGGAUGACACGGUCUGAAUUCCAAGCCCUUCCUGAAUGGAAAAGGCAAAACAUCAAGAAAACAAAAGGACUCUUCUGAUUGGCACACAACACAGACCAACGUUCCUUUCCCCCAUAUACACACUGCUGUGAACAUAUUAAUGCCCCAUUAGCGCAGAAACAUCCAAUAGUGUGGCUACAAAGGGCUUUAGACAUAAUCCCAAUGGUUUUAUAUAAAGAAAUUCUAAUAAACCUUACAGUUAGACUGAAUACAAAUGGCUGGCAAUGCUUAUUAUGUGGUAACUGCAGCUGAACAUAUAUAUUAUAUUAGAGUUACCCACAUUAUUGGGGAGCAACAAACUAGUCUUUGGCUCUGAGGGACCUAACAAUAUAAACCUUUAUUAUUUGUAGUCUUCUUCUAGCUAUUUGCAACUUUCAAAUGGGGGUCACGGACCCCUGCACCCAAAAUACUAUUGCUUUGUAAAACUAGUUUAAUUGUUCCUACUUUUUAGUACUUAUUUUUCAAUUCCAGUCCCUCUCCUAUUCAUAGAUCAGUCUUUCAUUCAAACCACUCCCUGGUUGCUAAGGUAAUUUGGAUCCUAGCAACCAAAUAGCUAAUGUAACUCCAAAAGGGAGAGCUGUUGAACAAAAACUGAAUUAAAAGCUACAAAUAAUAAAAAAUGGAGACCAAUUGCAAA